AUGGGUAAAGGGGAACCACUAGAUUUACUCAGAGAAUUGCCCCCCAUUAAUAAUACCAUCUCUUAUGAACAAAUGUCGUCAGCUGAUGGAUCACCAUCAUGUUUGGCUAAGAACAGAGAGCAGCUUUUUAUUUUGGCAAAUGCUCCCCGUGGACGUGAGUUUAACGACUCCUGUGUGGACAAACUCAAAAUAGCAGAACAAAUAAAGAACGAAAUAAUAAAUGAACAGCUUCACCUAGUCCUUGUUUUAUACUCACAAAUACUCAAAGAGAAAAGAUACAGAAACACGCGUAAGAGAGCAAUUUACGAGAAAGUGGAUGGAACUAUCAGUGCCGCAAUCGAGUUAUACUCUCUAAUGGAAACACAAGAGGAAAGUAAGAAAAAAGGAUCUAUAAAGGAAAUUUGCUCCAUAUGUGACUGCUUGUAUGACCUGUUAGUUCAAUAUGAAAACGAAGAUGGUGAUAACAUAUCGGCUUCAUCCAUUGCUAUUACUGAGGAGAAGGAGAAGGAGAAGGAUAAGCAGAAGAAGCAGAAGAAGCAGAAGCAGAAGAAGCAGAAGCAGAAGAAGCAGAAGCAGAAGAAGCAGAAAAAGCAGAAUGAAUCACUGAACGAGUUAACAGAUGAGUUAUCGGAUAACAAGGAGUUCAAAUUCAGACACAACAAUAACCCUGCAAAAGGUGCUACUCAGCAUGCAACGUUGGCUUCAAAAGGGGAACCUGUGGAGGACGAAGAACUAACACAAGAUAUAGAGAAAACCAUAGGUAUGGACUUAAGGGAUAAAGAACUUGAGAAGAGAUUCUGUGUGGAAUCAGAUAAAGCAAAUAACUUAUCAAUGAUAUGUAGUUUCCUAAAUACUCCUAAUGGAAAAGAAUUUCAUUUGAACAGUAACUAUUCCCUACAACGCAGUAUUCGAUGUUUAUAUUGUGCUGAGACCCUGAAUGACAAAAGGAAUGAUAACAUUCAAAGAAGGAUAAAACCAAUUAAAUUUUUCAAGUCGAAUUAUGGCAAUAUGAUGUUCCUACGUAAUAGAGAAGAGCUUAUACAAAAAUUUACUAAAAUUGUAGAAAAGAAAAAAGAAAAAAGAAAAAAAAAAAAAAAAAAUAAUAAUAAUAAUAGUAAUAGUAAUAAUAAUAGUAAUAAUAAUAGUAAUAGUAAUAAUAAUAGUAAUAAUAAUAGUAAUAGUAAUAAUAAUAGUUAUAAUAAUAGUAAUAAUAAUAAUAAUAAUAGUAAUAGUAAUAGUAAUAGUAAUAAUAAUAAUAAUAAUAAUAAUAAUAAUAAUAAUAUAAACAAUAGUAAUAAUAGUAAUAAUAAUAAUAAUAAUAGUAAUAUAAAAAAUAAAUAUUAUGUUAAAAAAAAUACAAAUCAAAUGAACAUGGUCAGAAAUGAUAUAGAUGUUCAGAAUACCCCUCUUUCACAUAAUGAGAAAAAAAUUGAAUUAAAAGAGUUAAGAAGUAUAAUAUUAGACACUAAUAGAGUUAUUACUACUUUUAGGGUAGAUAGAAAAGGGAAUAUAGUAACUGUUAUGAAGCUACUAGCAAGAGAUGGAUUCACGCAGAGAGUAAUACAUCUAAGUGAAUACGAUUACUUCUUUGUUAAUGCGGAGGAUGUGGAUGCAAAGGAAAGGACAACAAAUAGAAUGGAAGAUGCAGAAGAGGAGAAAUGCAUAGACAAUGAAGAUUCUUUUCGGGGUGAUAAAAUAAUUUUCUAUAUUGGAAAUAAAAAAGUCUUAUUUGAUAAAAAAAAAAAAGAAAAAAUAAUAUUCCAUAUGGAUGAAUUAGGAAACAUGAAGAAAAAUAAAUAUAAAAAGAUAAGUAGCAUAAAUAGCAAAAAUAUUUUAGUAAAAACAUAUGAGGAGGAUGAAUGGUCCGAUGAGCAGGUCGACUUUUGUUAUCUUAGAGAUAAUAAACAUAAAGAAAAAAUUGUAUUCAAAAAGAAUAAAAAUGGAAAAGGGGAAAAUAAAAUAAUAUAUCAUCAUAAUGAAUUAACUAAUAGUAAGGAUAAUUUCUCUUUAUACAAAAGGAACGUUUUAAAUGUGAAAGAAGUAAACUUGUAUGACGAUGAUGAAGCUAUUCUUUAUUCUCUUAGACAGAAUGAAAAGAAAAGAAAAAUGUGGAUAAUUCGAACGCCCUCUGUUUCUUCAAACAUUGAGGAAAAAGAAGGGGAAAAAAAAAAAAAUACAAAUGUAAAAAAGAAUGUAAAUAAAAAUAAAUAUUCAAAUACCAGUAAUCAUAUAUAUAAAUAUUCGGGUAAACAUGUUGAUAAAUAUACGAACUCCUCAGAGAGUAGAUCCAACUGCGGGAAGGACAUACUUGCAGGACGUUUGGAACUGUACAAGAAUAUUAGUGGAAUAAAUGAAAUGAAUCAGUUAGAUAUAUUUACAACACUCAAAAAAAGAAAAGAGAAAUUUUUAAGAGAGAUAUAUCUUUUCAAUAAAGAAGAAGCAUUACCAAUUAGAAAAUACCCAAAAGCUAGAAAAAUAAAAAGUCAUAUUAAAGUGAGAAAUGAGAAGGAGAUAACUACAAAGGGAUGGUUGAAUGGACAGAUUAGAGAAGAAGGGCAGGGCGAACGGAAGAAGCAGGAAAAAAGAGGUGGGCGAAGCAAUUUAAACGAGCUGCACAAAAUGAAGAAUAAGGUCAAAAAGGUGAUAAAAGAUGCUACACCCCAAGGGGUUAACGAUUAUGAGGUGAGUAAAGCAGAGAAGAAAAUUAUAAAAGAAUCUGUUGGGGAAAAAAAAAAAAAAAAAAAAAAAAAAGAUGAUAUGAUUAGUAUAGAAGUUUCUUCUAAAAAUAAAACGAAAAAAAAAUAUAUAAUGCUUAAGGGGAAAUGUUUAAAGGAAGAAAGGGAAGACGAACGAUGGGGCAAAUCAAUGGAAAGUAAUAGAACUGCAACACGUAACGGAGUUCCAUCUAGCAACAACACUACAACUUGUGCUGAAACAAACAAACCGUAUGAGAAUCUCUAUUUGGAAAAAGCGAAUAAAAGUGCAUCAAUAACAAGCGAUUACAUUUCUAUAAAUAAAUUAGCAUCUAAUAUUGAAGGGAAUAGUAGACCAGAAAAUUUUAUUGAAAAAGAAAUUAAAGAAACAAAUAAAAAAAUUGAAGAUUUCGUUUUUAAUGAAAAUUUAAAAAAUAUAUGUAUCACGUCCCAUACAUUAGCCAAAAAGAACUCAAAAAAUUGCAUCCAGUACUUGACCCGCAAUAAGAAGCUGCCUUUGCCUAAUCUAACCCCGAGUAGCAAGCAGAACAGAGCUCGCGGCGUUAAGAAACCCUAUGGAGGUAGUGACGUUGAUAGGAGUAGUGUUAACAGUAACGGAGUUAACAACCAUGAUGUUGACUAUCAUAAUGAUGAAUAUCAUAAUGAUGAAUAUCAUAAUGAUGAAUAUCAUAAUGAUGAAUAUCAUAAUGAUGAAUAUCAUAAUGAUGAAUAUCAUAAUGAUGAAUAUCAUAAUGAUGAAUAUCAUAAUGUUGACUAUCAUAAUGAUGAAUAUCAUAAUGAUGAAUAUCAUAAUGAUGGCGAUAGUAGUGUGAAGUACCCUUUUCAAACGAUAUCUCGUUCUCCCAAUAGGGAAAGGGCGAAGCGGAAAGACAGCCCUAUGUCAAGGAGCAAGUCGAAACACGAAAAAUAUACUAAUAUUAACAACAUGAACGGCAAUAAUAUUUCUAGCAUUAGUUCAUACCAUUUAGAGGAAAGUUCAACUAAAGAAAAGAAGAAUUUUGAAAAAAACCCUCUAACGAAUCAAUCAAGUGUUCAACUGAACAAUCGAAUGUUAAGUGGUAGUUUAUCUCAGUCAAGUCGUUACAUGAAAUCAAAGCAAAGGACUAGUGAGCAGGACAACCAAAUAGAAAGCAGCGCCGAAGGGAAAAUUUUGAAAGAAAGAAAUGAAAUAGUGGAAAAAGACAAAAGUAAAGGAGGAGUUAAACAAAUGGACACUGAGCAGGAAAAAAGGAGGGAAUACCUUAGUAGAGCGGAAAAAAAUAUAAUAACGAGAAAAUGUACCAUUUCUUUUGAUUAUUCAACCAGGAAAUUAAGUAUUACAAGAAAGAGAAAGAUAUUUGGAAUAGACAUAGACAAAAUGGCAAUUGAGGAAAUACCAACUUAUAGUGAAAAGGUAGCAAUAGUACGAUUGAUAAUCUUGGAAAAGAACUGUAAGACGCUUUUGAUUGAAACUGAUAAUCUUACUGCUUUGCAAUAUUUAGGAGAUGAAAUUGGAUGGAGGAACAAACAAAAAGCGUGUGAAAAGUUGUCAAAGAAUUAUAUCCUUAAUGCCAUUUUGAAGAGGAUAAGAGUCAGCUUAAAAAAAGAAUACGAAAAGACCAACAUAAGUUUUUUUGACAAAAUAAAGCUAAACAAAUUGUUAGGGAAGAAUAAAUAA
Messenger RNA from Plasmodium malariae, 4371 nucleotides. RefSeq names its product conserved Plasmodium protein, unknown function. The transcript is spliced from 12 exons. The record is from RefSeq and is a predicted model, not a curated record. Bases 1 to 4371 code for a protein of 1456 amino acids. Lineage: Eukaryota; Apicomplexa; Aconoidasida; Haemosporida; Plasmodiidae.